This is a messenger RNA of Rubroshorea leprosula, 635 nucleotides long. The record is from the annotation of a GenBank genome assembly. Lineage: Eukaryota; Viridiplantae; Streptophyta; Magnoliopsida; Malvales; Dipterocarpaceae.
CUCUUGUUCUUGGUAACAGAUGAUUAUGAUCAGAAUGAGCAGGUAUUGAGGCAAUUUGAUAUGAACAUGGCAUAUGGACCUUGCUUGGGGAUGACCAGACUGGCUCGCUGGGAGCGAGCUCAGCGUCUGGGAUUAAACCCUCCCAAAGAAAUCAAGAACCUCUUGAAUGCUGGGAAGGUACAGUUGGAAUGCUUGUGGAAUGGUCUUGUUUAGUAACCGUUGUGCCUUGUUUAUUAUGAAGAUUUUAAUCUUUUAAUGUAACAAUUGACGGAUGAAAUGUUCAGCCUCUGGCUGUGCUUUUUGUUUCUGCUAUCUUUAUGUUCUAAUGAGUUAGAAUGUUUGAGUCUCCUGAUGUUAGUGGGCAUCUUUUGCUUGCUACUGGUUGUGUACUGCUGUGAAGAAGUUUGUGGUUGUUAAUGUGGGUAACGUUUUCUCUAGCACGUUCUGUUUCACUGUGAGUUUUAUUGGAGGUGUCUAUGGAUCAUUGGAUUACAUGUUCCUCUGAAAUUAAUUAGCUACAAAAGGGGAUUAUGAGGAAGUGGUGAAUUAACCCUUUUCUUUUUUCUGACAGGGAAUAAAAUACAAAUUAUAUGCCUUCAAUGCAUGUAAAUGAUUUAUCCAUCUAUUAAUCGCUA